Cavia porcellus (domestic guinea pig) is the source of this 1642-nucleotide messenger RNA. RefSeq names its product N-formyl peptide receptor 2-like. Gene Ontology annotation, cellular component: plasma membrane. Gene Ontology annotation, molecular function: complement receptor activity; N-formyl peptide receptor activity. NCBI's taxonomy places the organism in Eukaryota, Metazoa, Chordata, Mammalia, Rodentia, Caviidae. The transcript is spliced from 2 exons. The record is from RefSeq and is a predicted model, not a curated record. Gene Ontology annotation, biological process: phospholipase C-activating G protein-coupled receptor signaling pathway; inflammatory response; positive regulation of cytosolic calcium ion concentration.
UUUCUAUGAAUAACAUGUCUGCAGUUGCAGUUAUUAUAGGAAAUUGCAGAAAAUUUCAAGUUUCUGUUAUCUAUUGCUUCUGUUUUCAUUGUUCCUCUAUCACUCCUUCUACGAAUUCUGUUGAAAGCAAGUGAGAGCCUCCAUCUCUGCAGGAAGACAAGAGACCACCACAGGAUAAAAAUCCCAGCUGCUGGUAUAGACAAGAUGGAAGCCAAUGUCACCAGCCCUCUAAAUGUAUCUGACACGAUGCAUUCUCAGUCAACUGGCAACACUGUUUUGUGGAUCCUCCCAUUGGUGAUACUCCCAGUCACCUUUGUCCUUGGUGUACUGGGCAAUGGGCUGGUGAUCUGGGUGGCUGGGUUCCGGAUGAAACGCACAGUCACCACCAUCUGCUAUUUGAACUUGGCCUUAGCUGACUUCUCCUUCAGUGUUACCUUACCUUUCCAAAUUGUCUCCAUGGCCUUGGGACAAUAGAUUUUCGGCUUGUUCCUGUGUAAGUUAGUUUACAUUGUGGCAGACAUAAACCUUUAUGCAAGUGUCUUUAUAAUUGGUCAUAUUGCUCUGGAUCGCUGUAUUUGUGUCUUGCAUCCAAUCUGGGUCCAGAACCACCGAACUGUCAGCCUGGCCAAGAAAGUUAUUGCUGGAAUCUGGAUCCUUGCCCUCGUCCUGACUUUGCCAGUUUUCAUCUUCGUCAAGACAGGUGAACUUGAUGAGAAAAUACGGUGUAACAUGUUCUGGGGAUCAACCGAUGAAGAGAGGAGAAAGGUGAUCACUGUAGUUAAUAUGGUCAGAGGGAUCAUCCGGUUAGUUAUUGGCUUCAGCAUGCCCAUGUCCAUGGUCAUCAUCUGCUAUGGGCUCAUUGCGGCCAAAAUUCACAGAAAAGGCAUGAUGAAUUCCAGCCGUCCCUUUCGGGUCCUCACUGCUGUUGUGGCUUCCUUUUUCAUUUGUUGGUUCCCCUUUCAAUUGGUUGGACUCCUAAGAACUGUCUGGCUGAAAGAGCCAUCUAAAUACAACAUGCUUAGUCCUCUAAUCUACCCAACAAUGUCCCUGGCCUUCUUCAACAGCUGUAUAAACCCAAUGCUCUAUGUUUUUGUGGGCCGGGACUUCCGAAAGCGAUUGAUGCAAUCCCUCCCAACCAGUCUGGAGAGAGCCCUCAGGGACGAUUCAACCCAGACCAUUGACUUAGCCACCAACUCUUCUGCACCUGCUGCAGAAGUUGAAUUAAGGUCAAUGUAAAGAAAGGAAUUCAGUUUUGUCCCUAGUCCAACCUGGAUCUCACUUCUGGCUUUAUCUUGCCUGGAUCCAGUCAACUGAUUAUUUGAUCUGGAAAAACACUUCUGUGUUUCCUGAUUUGCAGAAAGAAAAAAAAAGACUAUAAAUUUCCCGUAUUGACAUCAUUUGUGUGUGUGUGUGUGUGUGUGUGUGUGAGUGUGUGUGUGUGUGUUUGUGUGUGUAUGUGUGAUCAUCAUGUACCCUGCACUAAGUGGAUGUAGUGGUAGAAAAAAAAGCACAAUGUUAAUUUGUUAUGUUGAGAAAAUAGAGGACAAUAAAACUUUAUUAUUUCACUACAAUGAAAUAAUAGAUUGGGGAAAUAGAAGACAAUAAAACUUAUUAUUUCAAUAAAACUUUAUUAUUUCACGCU